GAUAAUCGGCUUGACAUUGAGUUGACAUUUCGGUGUAUAAUUUUAGCAUUUCAAACGGUUUAGUUCUUAAUUUUUGCUAAAUCAACCAUCUACAAGUCAUUUUACUUGGCCUACAGCAACAGCGUCCAGUGUCCAAUAGCGUGCACAAACUUGUAAUGCAACAUUGAUCAUUGACAACGAUUACGGCCGCUUUUAACUGCAGCCAGCUGCUUUUGUUGCUGUGUGGGUGGUUUGGCUGUGGGCCUUGGGGCAGGUGCCCAAAAAGAAAUUGACAACAAUUACAUACGCUUAGUAACAUCAGGCCGCUCAGACUACAACUGGCACUCUUCGAUAUAAUUAUCAGAACGCGCAAACAAGAAGCAGAAGCAUCAGUAGAAGGAGAAGAAGGCGAAAAUAAGCAACUAAGAUGCGGUCGCGUAGCAACUCGGGCGUCCGCUUGGACUACUAUCAACGAAUCGUACAUCGCUUGAUUUUGGCACAUCAGGAACCAGUGACCGGCCUGUUUCCCGCCUCGAGCGUCAAUUCGCAUGCGUGGAUACGGGACAAUGUGUAUUGCAUUCUGGCUGUGUGGGGCUUGUCGAUGGCCUACAAGAAAAUUGCCGAUCAGGAUGAGGAUCGUGCCAAAUGCUAUGAGCUGGAGCAAAGCUGUGUAAAACUGAUGCGCGGCCUACUCAUGGCCAUGAUGAACCAAAAGGAUAAGGUCGAGAAAUUUAAAAUGACCCAGAGCCCCGUCGAUUCACUGCAUGCGAAAUACUCCAGCAAGAAUGGUCUACCCGUUGUCGGUGACAAUGAAUGGGGCCAUUUGCAAAUCGAUGCGGUUUCCUUAUACCUGCUCAUACUUGCACAGAUGACCGCCUCCGGUUUACAGAUUGUUUUUUCACUGGACGAAGUAUCGUUUAUACAAAAUCUGGUAUUUUACAUUGAGUCCGCCUACUCUAUACCCGAUUAUGGCAUCUGGGAGCGCGGUGAUAAGACCAAUCAUGGUGAACCCGAGUUGAAUGCCAGCUCCAUUGGCAUGGCUAAGGCCGCACUUGAGGCCAUGAAUGAGCUGGAUUUGUUUGGCGCACGCGGUGGACCCGCUAGUGUUAUUCACGUACUGGCUGAUGAGGCGCACAAGUGCCAGGCGGUGCUGCAGUCAAUGCUGCCACGCGAGUCCAACAGCAAGGAGCUGGACUCGGGUCUACUGUGUGUUAUAGGUUUUCCAGCGUUUGCUGUCGAUGAUGCGCAGCUAAUUCACAAUACGAGGGAUGCGAUUCUUUCGCGCCUGCAGGGCAAAUAUGGCUGCAAGCGUUUUCUGCGCGAUGGCUACCGUACACCCAAGGAGGAUCCGUCGCGUCUCUAUUAUGAGCGCUGGGAAUUGCGCAUGUUCGAGAACAUUGAGUGCGAGUGGCCGCUCUUCUAUUGCUAUCUAAUACUGUUCCAUGCUUUUCAAAAUGAUAAGCACUUGGUGCAGGAGUAUGCUGAUAGGCUAGAGAAGAUAAUGGUGCGCUCCGAGGAUGGCAUACUACUUGUGCCCGAAAGCUAUGCAGUGCCGCAGGAUCUAGUCGGCUUUGAAUAUCAAAAGCCCGGCUCGCAGGCACGCGAAGUUGUUGGACGCUGCCCAUUCCUGUGGGGCCAGUCACUCUUCAUUUUGGGACGCCUACUACAGGAGGGCUUUUUGGCUGUGGGUGAGCUGGAUCCGUUGAAUCGACGUCUUGGCGCCCAGAAGAAGCCCGAUGUUGUCGUCCAGGUGGUCAUCAUAGCCGAGGACAAUGAGAUCCGCGACAAGCUGGCCGAGCACGAUCUGCACGUGCAAACCAUUGCUGAGGUCGCGCCCAUUGAGGUGCAGCCGGCCCGUGUCCUCAGUCAUUUGUAUACGUAUUUGGGACGCAAUCGCAAGCUUGGUCUAAGUGGACGCAAAUCACGUGACGUUGGUAUCCUUAGCACCAGUAAACUGUACUCUCUCAAGGAUCGUAUAUUUGCCUUUACCCCUCAGUUUGUCGACUUGUCGCGCUUCUAUAUCGCCUCCGAUAACGAACUCAUGAUUGACAUCCUUAAGGGCGAGAUCAAUUUUCUCAAGUCCGCUUGGGAUCUGCUUGGGCGUCCCUUAGUGACACUGGUGCUGAAGCGCAUCCAUUUAGACCAGGACAAGAUUCCGCUGGCCAUGAUUCAGACGAUGAGAAAGCUGAAGUCUGGCUAUAUAAAUGGCACCCGUGUUAUGCUGGGCAGUUUGAAGGACUUUCUCAACACCUCGGCCAUUACGGAUUUGAGCUUUUUGGGUAGCACCGAGGAUGGCUAUCCGGAUCGCUUGCAUCCAGAUGUGCAGACCUAUUUGGAUGAACAUCUAUUGCGCUCGUUUAGCAAUCGCAACACAAUGAAUCUGCGCGGCGGUCAACUGCGUCCACGACACUUGCGCCGCCGCAUGUCCUGCAAGGGGGCCAUAAAAAAAACGCGCUCCAUCAAUGUGGACUCUGAUAAUCUGGGCAUGGAGGGCCCAUCGCCGUUAACCGAGCGCCGUCUCUCGUCGAUAGUGCCGCCACCCUGGCUGCUGGCAAAUAAGCAGGGGCACGUCAGCGUCUUUGCCACAACGCCCGAGGAGGGUCCCACCUCGCCGCCGCAGCUGGGCGGCGAUCUUGGACUGCGUGAGAAUAUCUAUCCCAUGGAUCCGCAGCACAGCCGAUCGGCUAUCGAUCGCCGCAGCGAGUUCGUGCGCCAGCAAGAGAUAACCGUUCCCAAAAUUCUCAUUCAACGCCAUCGUGCGGAAACUAAUUUUGCGGACACAGAGGUUGAGGAGCUGAUUGCCAUGCUCCGCGAAACGGAGAAUCUCGAAGAGCAGGGCGACAUCUUGCAGUACUUGGUGGAUACUCAAGGCCUGGAUUUCAAUACCGCUGGUCUGGGCUUAAAGCACAAAACCGAUGAUAAUGCCGCUGACUCCGAGCAAUCGUUCGUGGAUGAUGUAAUGCUUGAAUUUUCAACUGCUGAUGGUGGUGGUGGUGGUGAUGGUGAUGGUGAUGGUAAUGGACCCAAGCCAAGGUCUGUGCCUACAGUGAUUAUCGAUGCCACUACACCUACAGCAAGCAGUGUUGCCAAGGAUGAGGAUCAAGCCAAUACGGCUAUCGUUUUAGUCGCAACCGCCCCCGGCUACAAUAACAGCAACAACAACAGCUUGAAUAACAACGAUUCUUCUCAAUCUGAAGGCAUGCUGGAGGAGGGACGCGUAGUCACGGUUAGGGAUCUACUGAAGGGCCUAUACGAGAAGGCAUGCCAGCAGAAGCUCUGGGGCUUGGUGCGUCACACCGCUGGCAUGCUGGGCAAGCGUGUCGAGGAUCUGGGCAAGGCGGUCACCGAUCUGUUGGUGCGCCAAAAACAGGUCACCGUUGGCAUGCCGCCAAACAAUGAGCACACGAUUACGGCACCGCUACCAGAAGUUGAGCUGCGUCAACUAAUACACGAUGCCUAUGGUGAUGACGAGAGCACAGCUAUGUUGACACAGGAGCUCAUGGUCUAUUUGGCCAUGUUCAUACGCACCGAGCCGCAAUUGUUUCACGAAAUGUUGCGCUUGCGCGUCGGCCUCAUCAUUCAGGUGAUGGCUAAGGAGCUAUCACGCACGCUUAACUGUAACGGUGAGGCCGCCUCGGAACAUCUACUUAAUCUAUCACCCUUCGAGAUGAAAAACUUACUCUAUCACAUACUCAGUGGCAAGGAGUUUGCCGUCAGCAGCGUGGCGCGCGGCAAUCUGUCCAUUGUGAGCUGCAAGUCGAGUCGCGUCAGUAAGAAAAGCCAAAUUGGACUUGGCGACCCGGAGGGUGAGGAUGCGUUAAUUUCCACAAUUGAUGAUCGUCAGGGUCAGUGGCUGCGACGACGUCGACUUGAUGGCGCCUUGAAUCGUGUGCCACGCGAUUUCUAUUCACGCGUCUGGACCGUACUGGAGAAGUGCCAAGGAUUGGCCAUUGAGGGCCGUAUACUACAGCAGAGCCUUACCCAGGAGAUGACGCCGGGCGAGUUGAAAUUCGCAUUGGAGGUAGAAACGGCACUAAAUCAAAUACCACAGCCAGAGUACAGGCAGCUGGUGGUUGAGGCGCUUAUGGUGCUUACACUGGUCACCGAGCACAACAUGGUUCCCACAUUGGGUGGCAUUAUUUGUGUGGAACACUUGGUGCACAAGGCCAAUCAAUUGUUCUUAGAGGAUCAACGCAAGGUGCAGGGCGAUGCAACGCUGUGCUGUGCCAAGCUCAAGGAUGGCAAGGAACAGCAGCAGGCUGCAUCGGGUAUGCUGCUCUGCGGUGGCGCUGCUUACAUAUGCCAACAUCUCUAUGACAGCGCGCCCAGUGGCAGCUAUGGCACCAUGACGUAUAUGUCACGUGCUGUCGCCCUCGUCCUGGACUGUGUGCCCAAGCAAGGUGAGAAGGAAUGCGCUAUCUCCUAAAGUUUGGGCGCAAACGCUAGAUCCGACCUGGAAGCAAGCACGGCGUCUGCAGGACGACUCUCACUUAAUGCCAUGUACUGUCAAACCUACCAUCUAUUAUAUUUUGUCUAUCCCGCUCUCUCUGUCUCUCCCGUUGUCUGUAUGUCUCUCUUGUUCGCUCCCUUGCGUGCAUGCGUCAGGCCGCGUAUUUAUCUCAACGAUAAGUAAAGUCUAAGGUCCGCCCUGCCCUGGCAAUGCUGUACAUAUACUUAUGUAGGCAUCCGCCUACCUAGCCAUUUGUUAAUGUGUUUCGUUUAGAAUGUGACGUAGUCAGCAAAAAACUAUAGUUACGGACAUACAUAAAUGCAUAUAUAUAAAAUAUAUCUAUUAUCCUAAUAUGUUAAUCGCAAUGUGCCACAAAUUAAAUUGUAUACAAGCAACUGGCAAAUGCAGCUUGAAUCAAUAUCUCAUGCAGAAUUUUCAAUAAGAUUUUAAAAGGUUUUAACUCCAACUAAGCAACAACUUAUUAUUGUGAAAAGAAAUUUGUAGGAAUAAAGAGUGUUUAUGCAAUGUUA
Messenger RNA from Drosophila grimshawi, 4959 nucleotides. Its product is annotated as probable phosphorylase b kinase regulatory subunit alpha. Gene Ontology annotation, biological process: glycogen metabolic process. The coding region runs from base 407 to 4405 and encodes 1332 amino acids. The transcript has 13 exons. Gene Ontology annotation, cellular component: phosphorylase kinase complex. The record is from RefSeq and is a predicted model, not a curated record. Lineage: Eukaryota; Metazoa; Arthropoda; Insecta; Diptera; Drosophilidae. Gene Ontology annotation, molecular function: calmodulin binding.